Molecule: messenger RNA, 1018 nt
Organism: Diachasma alloeum
Lineage: Eukaryota; Metazoa; Arthropoda; Insecta; Hymenoptera; Braconidae
Product: pupal cuticle protein
Exons: 3
Coding region: 175-696 (173 amino acids)
Source: RefSeq, a predicted model, not a curated record
UUGUCUGCUGGGUGUGUCGCUAAUAUCUUUCAACAGGGCACAGAGGGGUGGGGCAAUUCAUUGCGAAUCUCUAUAAAUUGAGCGAUUCAUUGUUGAGUCAAGUCAUGUGGACGUUGAAUUUGCAACUAUAUCGUUGUCGUCAUUAUCAUAUCAUCAGCAAUUAAACAAACGAAAAUGUUUUAUUUUAUAUUACCCUUGGGCUGCUUGAUUACGCUCGUCCUGAGCGAACCUCAGUGGACGGGGGGGGGAUAUGCCAGCAGCCCACAUGGUGCUGCACCUUUGGGAGCCGAUGGCCGUGUCGUCGAUACACCUGAAGUUCAGGCUGCAAAAACUUCACAUUUGGCCGCCCUCGCUGAUGCCUCUGCCAGAGCUGGAACCCCACCCAAUAGCUACAGCACUCCCAAUCUAUGGAAUAAUCAUGGAUGGAAUGGAUCACCUCCUCCAUAUGCUCACAGCGCACAGUAUGGAACACGCUAUCAUGGUCCCCCAGCUCCUCUUGGUCCCGACGGAAGGGUUGUUGACACACCCGAGGUUGCUGCAGCCAAAGCUCAUCAUUUUUCACUCUAUAACAAUGCCGUUGCUCCUCCUGCUCCUUCUCUUUCUCCUCAUGGUCACUAUGAUUCCGGUGCAUACAAUCCAGCUUGGGACGGCCCAGCACAUGAUGGCUCAUGGAAUGCUAAUGCUCAUAAUUAUUGAAUAAUCCUUUCAACUACUGUUAUCCGUAUCAUUCACAAACACUUAUUGUCGUUUUUUUUCCUCCUCUACCUCAAAUAAGGGAGAACACCGCGACUACUGGUCCGCCUUCUCCAAUAAUCAUGCAGUAUCAUCUCGAUUUUAUAAUUCCCAAUUGAGAUAAAUGUCGGACGAAAUUAUUUCUCUCAAAUUUAAUUUUCCUUUUUUUCUUCAUUUUUGUGCGGAUAAUGAAUAUGAAUAAUCCAAAUUGAGAUAUUGCGGUGGUUGUUUUUAUGGUGAUCAAUGAAUUGAGAAUAAUAAAAUGAAUACACUUAUUUGAUUACAA